UGUUUUCAUAAUACCACGUUUCAUAAAGGUAGUUCUCGUUUUACAUUCGAGUUACAAGAACACAAGAAGUGAUUAAAAACAGAACUGCAAGCAUAAUCAUGUCGAAAUAUAAUUGGACAAGGCAAGAGACAAAAGAUUUAAUAACACUGUAUGAGAUCAAUGAGUGUUUGUGGAAUAAAAAUCUACGUGAAUAUAAGGAUCGAGAUGAACGGAUAUCCAGUAUACAAUCGAUCGCGGAUGAGAUGAAAAUUUCUAUUGAGGAGAUAAAUAAAAAGAUUCAUAAUCUACGGAAUCAGUAUCGCUUUGAAUUGAAUAAAAUGAAAAAAAAUGUACCUGGAAAGCCAAGAUACCAAACAAAGUGGCCGUAUUUCAAGAACUUGAGCUUUUUGGAGAACAUUGUGUCGGUUCGUGGAAGCACUACAACGCCAAAUAAUACAAAUGGUGAUUAUUCUGAGGGAAAUGAAUAUAGUGUGGAAAAGUAUGACGACGAGAAUGAGAACUCAAAUGAUAAGACGAACGGUAGCACGACAAAUAAUGAAGCAACCACAAUUCUCACCACGUCAAACAAUAACAACAAUACACAACCUCAGCAAAUAUUUCAUGUGUCGGUAGAGUACGAAGAGGAAACAACAAAACCAAAAAUUAAAACAGAAAUGUCAGGUCGAAAGAGACGAUUGAUUACAAAAGAUGCUAUUGAAUUAGCUACACAGUCAAAUUUGCUUAAUCAAUCAACACCGAUAAGUACAAAACCAACACCGACAAUAAUAAUUGAUGAUAAAUCUCAGGACGUUGUCUUAAAAAAUGAUGCCGAAGAGACAAAAUCCGUACGUAAUGAAGAGUCGUCAAAGAAGCUAGAUAAUUUUGAAAUUUUUGGUCUUUUUGUGGCUAAUGAAAUGAAAAGUCUAUCGAGUUCUGCACUUCAGAAAAAGCUUAAAAGGAAAAUUCUUUCGUGCAUCUUGGAAGUGAAUAAUGAAGAUGGCAAUGAGAGUACUUAGAAUUAAAUCAUAUCACCUCUUUCAAAGAUUCUUAU
Molecule: messenger RNA, 1030 nt
Organism: Chironomus riparius
Lineage: Eukaryota; Metazoa; Arthropoda; Insecta; Diptera; Chironomidae
Source: the annotation of a GenBank genome assembly